CAGACCACGAGGACAGCGGGAAGCUGGGAACCCAGCAGGGCAACGUUCAAUUGUAUCGAAGGGGGGAAAACCUCUGAAGCGUCGCUCGGGUGUCGCUCGGCUUGUCUCGCCGUACCGAACACCUCGGCCAACCACGAGACAGAACAGCGCUUCAGCAUGGACAGCAGCGAUUUGCUGGGCGUCGCCAUCCUCACCAAGUCUGAGGAUGACGUUCGACGGAUGAUCGGGAAACCCGGCUUCAGGCGCCACAGCAUGAACCAAGUCCUGCGGUCGGGCGGCCACACCCCUCUCGCGUUGGCCACGUCCGCCGGGCGCCUGGGCAUGGUCAAGCUCCUGAUCGACGCGGGAGCGGAUCCGCUGGCCUACUGCGAUGGAGACAACUGCAUCCACGUAGCCGCUAGGUACGGACACCCAAAGAUCGUGUCGGAGCUGAUCAGGCGAGGGAUCAGCGUAGAGGUUAGCACGUUGGACCAGCGUCGGCCCCUCUUCAUCGCGGCGCAGCAGAGUUCCGUCGAGACUGUUCAGGUGCUGAUUGAGGCAGGAGCGGACAUCGAGUUUCGGCACGAGGGCUUCUACACCGCCCUGUUCAUGGCCGCCCAGUCAGGACGAACCGGCGUUGCCAUCGAGCUCAUCAAGAGCGGCGCAUUCACGGGGCCCCAGGGGAGGCACCGCUGGAGCCCCCUCAUGCAGAGCGCCCACAGGGGCUACCUGGAGAUCGCUGAGGCUCUCCUCGAGCACCAAUGUCCCCCGGACUCGCGCAACGAGCAGGGCUGCACCGCCCUCCACCUCGCCGCCUCCGCCAACCAGGCCGGCCUCGUGAAGCUCCUGCUCGACUACGGCGCGGACCGCGACCUGGAGACGGUCGAGGGGGCCACGCCGCUGCAGUGGGCGGUCCAAGAGAGCCAAAUGGAGGCGGCCGUUCUCCUGACAACCUACAGGCCGUCCGCCGUGCGGCGGCCCCCGGACAGCCUGCACCUCUGCGUGCUCCGAAACGACUUGAGGGGCGCGCGGGACCUGCUCGAUAGGGGGGCUCCGCCGAAUCACGCCGACAGAGACGGGGUUACCCCCCUCCAGAGCGCGGUUCUUAUCGCGUCGCCGAGAAUGGUCGAGGUCAUGCUGCGCGGGGGCGCCGACGAAUCGGCAGCGCUGCCCGCGGCCCGCGCGGGGGGCAAGGCCAGCGUGACCCCGCUGGCCCUGUCCUCAGCGAGACUGUCGGGACGACGGCAGGAGUGCGCCGACGCCCGCGUCGCGAGGGCCAGGGUGCGCGUGCGGGACGCCCUGUUGAGGGUGGGCGCGGUUCGUGCGGGGUGUUGGCGGUGGCCGAAGCUGCUGGAGGUGCUGCCCGCAGCGAGCGGUGAAGGAGUGGCGAUGAGGAGCGCGUUAUCUUCGGCGGGAAGAGCGGUCCAGGGAAAGAAGGGGGUCGGUUCUGGUGGUGGUUUGGGGGCGUCUUGGGGCAGGGGGAGAAUACCGGGCGUUGGGCUGGUUCGGCUCGGGAACCGUGAUAGAAGCAAGAGAGCAGCGCUGAUGACGACGACGGCGUUGAACAGAUAUGUAUCUAGGUCCGUGUGCAAGCAGGACUUGGAGGGAUGAGGCGCGCUCGCACCCCUUGGGGACGGGUAGCCCCGAUCAGCGUCGGAGGCGAAAGCCGUUAAACAAUGAGUGUGGCGGGGUGUGAGGCAAGCGCGGGCCAGCCCUGCAAACACCAAGUUUCUUCGUGUUUGCGUAGGAUAGGUGAGGGCGUGUCGAAGCUAUCUCGAACGUUGCUGAUCGAACGCUGUGGUCUGGACAAUUAUUGAAGAGACUGGGGGCAGGUAGGUGCUUGUUUUGGUGCCUGUGCGGGCCUCGGAGCUUGGGGAGCAACACGUUAGUUUGCCGCGCUUGCUGUCUGUGAGGGUUCGCUCUAUCCCUGUAAUAGCUAGCUACUGCUCAAGCUCCCUCACCAAUUCCACGGGCCACAACGACGCACAACAUCCACGAAACGAAAGCGUGUAUCUCAAGCGUGGGUCUCAUGGCUGAACCGGAUAUCUCUACUCUUUGUUACUUGAGGCUGUCGAUCGGUCGGUGUUUUUGCUGUGCAUCUGUUGUUCCUUUUGGUGUCGCGUCAUUUGGGUCGGACUCCGUUGGCUGUGAUGUUCUGGAGCUGCACGCGACAGUGCCAAGUAUUAAAUGCGUGAAAUGGUGAGGCAUCCUCUUGUCAAAGUGAGGGUUAAGUCUGUGGCGAUUGUGUUCGUGCUGUGCGUAAUAAGCCUUAAGAUGUACCACAUGUAUCCCACGCAAACGACGUUGGCGUGGAAGCAUGCUGGAAUAUGAUUGCUCAAAAAGCCACAGCACCACCCGAAUGACGACAGUAUUCGAUGUUGUGGGUUUCGAAUUAGUCGGAUGUUUGCAGGGGGGUUCUCGUCCCGCCAGUUGCAGGAAUCUCGUAGAAUUCGAUGCGUAAUCGAAGUCCGAGCCAUGACUUCCUUGUCUACGGGCGGUUUCGUGUGCCUGCCUGUGUCUCCAAGAGUUUGCGGUUGUAUCUCUCUUUCGCGAUUACAGUUCCGUUUUUUUUGUGUUGCGUUGUGGCGGUUGCCACUCCUCUGGUACCUGUGGUAUAUCUCUCCUGUUGUUCUUGCUAUUGGAUCAUAUGCGCGGACAAUAGGGUCACCGCAACAUGUUUUGUCGGGGGGGGCUGUUUUCGGGGACAAGGGCACCACCGGAGAUUAUAUCUGCACUCCAUGGUAGCAAUGCUCGACGGUUUCGUCGAUCCGCAGGCCGUGGUGCAUACAAUUGCAGGCUAUUAGCGCUCGCUGUAGACGAUGUGCUUUUAUCGUUCCAGUUGAGGCGUAACGCGCACCUAAGGGAGUGGUUGCUAUGGAAGGAAGGAUGGUCUCUGUCGAUCCGUCAUUUGCGGACUUGACAGCAAGCAGUGUUGCGUUAGUGUUUGGUUGACCGUUUUGCGUUGGUGUAAGGUUGACCGUUUGCACUCGAGGAAGUGAAGAACGCACCAGACUUUAAUGUGGAGGCCUCGGCGAGAGUGAGGAGGAAGAACAAGGGAAGCCUUUGGUGUGAAACCGGCUGACAUGGCCUCUCUAGCAAGCGCUUGUAAGACUGGCUCAAGCAGAUUCAAGGAGAUGAAAAUACGGUUGUCAGCCAAGCGUAUUCCUAGCCCAAGGUGUUCCUAUCAUAUUCAGAACAGUAACACCCAGUUAGGGCGAGGGGCGUAGAUUUGUAUGUGGACGGUCCGCGACAAGAUCGACGUUUUCGCGGCUCUCGCCACUGUCUAUCCAUCCAUGUACAACUGUAGUGUUGUUAUCACGGCACUCACUCCUAAAUGAGACUAGUAGCCUUACCUU
This is a messenger RNA of Ectocarpus sp. CCAP 1310/34, 3335 nucleotides long. The record is from the annotation of a GenBank genome assembly. NCBI's taxonomy places the organism in Eukaryota, Phaeophyceae, Ectocarpales, Ectocarpaceae.